Messenger RNA from Meloidogyne enterolobii, 1041 nucleotides. The record is from the annotation of a GenBank genome assembly. Lineage: Eukaryota; Metazoa; Nematoda; Chromadorea; Rhabditida; Meloidogynidae.
UUUUAUUAUUUUUUAUUUAUGUCGUCUUUAACAAGAGAGAAAGCUGAAGAAAUUUGUCAACAUAUUAGAACAAAUCCGGAUUCAAUUUUUGGACAAAAAUAUUGGCAAUGUAGACAUGCUUGUGUUGUUCAAUCUCAACAAAAGUCUGACAAAUGGGAGACACGUUUUUUGGCAAUUGCAAAAUUUCGAGUUUUUCUUCUCUAUGGAAAAAGUGUUUCUACUAUAAAGCUGGAAAAGUCUUUUAAUGUGCUGGCUUUACGAAAUUUGGAGUUGCUACAACAGGAGCAGAUUGACCGUGUUAUGUCUGCACCGUAUUUUGGUCUACCAGGACCGGAGGACCGUGUCUACCAAAACUCGCUCCAAAUAGGCUGGGAAGACCGUCCUGGUGGCACAAAAUCGUUUUCUUCUACUCCAAUUGUCGUUCUUCAUUUAUUUCUUCGCAAACCUGAUGGAAGUAAAACAAAAGAUUUGGCAUUAGAAUUACUUUCAACAUUAAAACAUUAUUUUCCUGAAAUUCAAAAAAGUUUAACAAAAUUAUUUAUUUCUUUAUCUCCGCCUUUAAUCGCUGAUUUUGCUUUAUUACCUUUAUCUACACCGGAAUUGCCUUGUCAUAAUUUUCGACGUUCUUAUGUUGCUUAUUGUGACUGGAUGGAACAGCCUUUUAGAGAUGAAAUUAUUUGGGAUAUUGAACGCAUUUACUUUUUUCAUGGACAACAUGAAUUGGAUUUAAAUGAUUUUAGUCAUCUUUCUUUAAAAGAUCAACAAGCCUUAAUAGGCUCUAUACAGUUUUCAAGUUUCUUUACUGGAAUUUUUGCAGAUUCCCUCAGAUUACAAAACGAACACAUCGAUUCUUUAUUUUUAUUAAUUCGUCGUUCACAUUCUUUACGUUCUCUUUACUUUAAUCGCUGCACUCUUCCGAUUAAAGAUUUUUUGACUCAAUUUUCUAUUGCUCUUUCAACAAAUAUUAAUUUGCCUUUGGAACGGCUUCGAUUGGUUGGAAUUGUUUUGGAAGAUAAAAAAGGUUUUCUUUUAAUUAAUUAG